CCCCGCCGCUGGAGACUCUAAGCUUCCACGGAGAUGAAGAGAUCAUUGAGGUGGUAGAGCUGGAUCCAGGCCCGCCCGACCCGGAUGAUCUGGCCCAGGAGAUGGAAGACGUGGACUUUGAGGAAGAAGAGGAGGAGGAAGAGGGCAAUGACGAGGGCUGGGUCCUGGAACCCCAGGAAGGGGUGGUCGGCAGCAUGGAGGGUCCGGAUGAUAGCGAGGUCACCUUUGCAUUGCACUCAGCAUCUGUGUUUUGCGUGAGCCUGGACCCCAAAACCAACACCUUGGCAGUGACAGGGGGUGAAGAUGACAAAGCCUUUGUGUGGAGACUCAGUGAUGGAGAGCUGCUCUUCGAGUGUGCAGGCCAUAAAGACUCUGUGACAUGUGCUGGUUUUAGCCAUGACUCCACCCUAGUGGCCACAGGGGACAUGAGUGGUCUUUUGAAAGUGUGGCAAGUUGAUACUAAGGAAGAAGUCUGGUCUUUUGAAGCAGGAGACCUGGAGUGGAUGGAGUGGCACCCUCGGGCACCUGUCCUAUUAGCGGGCACAGCUGACGGCAACACUUGGAUGUGGAAGGUACCGAAUGGUGACUGUAAGACCUUCCAGGGCCCCAAUUGCCCUGCAACCUGUGGCCGUGUCCUCCCUGAUGGGAAGAGAGCUGUGGUAGGAUAUGAAGAUGGUACCAUCAGGAUUUGGGACCUCAAGCAGGGAAACCCCAUCCAUGUACUGAAAGGAACUGAGGGUCACCAGGGCCCUCUGACCUGUGUUGCCACCAACCAGGAUGGCAGCCUGAUCCUCACUGGCUCUGUGGAUUGCCAGGCCAAGCUGGUCAGUGCCACCACAGGCAAGGUUGUGGGUGUGUUCAGACCUGAGACAGUCACCUCCCAGCCCAGCCUGGGAGAAGGGGAGGAGAGUGAGUCGAACUCUGUGGAGUCCUUGGGCUUCUGCAGUGUGAUGCCUCUGGCUGCUGUUGGCUAUCUGGAUGGAACACUGGCUAUCUAUGACCUGUCCACGCAGACACUCCGGCACCAAUGCCAGCACCAGUCGGGCAUUGUUCAGCUGCUGUGGGAGGCUGGCACUGCUGUGGUGUACACCUGUAGCCUGGAUGGCAUUGUUCGUCUCUGGGAUGCCCGAACUGGCCGCCUGCUUACUGACUACCGGGGCCACACUGCUGAGAUCCUGGAUUUUGCCCUCAGCAAAGAUGCCUCCCUGGUGGUGACAACAUCAGGAGACCACAAAGCGAAAGUAUUUUGUGUCCAGAGACCUGACCGUUAACGGCUGUGGCUCUGGCAUAGUGUCUGGUGUUGAGGGGGAUAAAGGGAGACCCCUGCCCCCCCAGCAGAGGUGGCAGGGUGCAGAGGGAGAAGGAGGGGAGGGCAUUGGACUGCUUUCCAACCCCUUCAGCUGACCUGCCCGCUCCUUGUCCUUUUCUUCCCUGGAGACCCGCCUUACCAGGCCCUCCCUCCCCUGUCCAGCCCUGGGGCCCUUUAGGAGGCCCAUGUUUCUUUCACUUUGAUUUGCUGGUGUGAGCCAUGGGGUGCGUCUUUGUAUGUGGGGGUUAGGUCUUUGAGGUUCCCGUUCUUUCCCUUCCCAACUCUCUGGGGAAGGAAAGGAGGAAGAGAGACUAGUUACAGAUUUUAAAAAUGUAAAUAAAAUAUACUUCCCAGA
This is a messenger RNA of Cricetulus griseus (Chinese hamster), 1664 nucleotides long. Lineage: Eukaryota; Metazoa; Chordata; Mammalia; Rodentia; Cricetidae. The record is from RefSeq and is a predicted model, not a curated record.